Messenger RNA from Oryzias melastigma (Indian medaka), 7790 nucleotides. Its product is annotated as vasoactive intestinal polypeptide receptor 1. Gene Ontology annotation, biological process: adenylate cyclase-modulating G protein-coupled receptor signaling pathway; cell surface receptor signaling pathway. Bases 108 to 1769 code for a protein of 553 amino acids. The record is from RefSeq and is a predicted model, not a curated record. NCBI's taxonomy places the organism in Eukaryota, Metazoa, Chordata, Actinopteri, Beloniformes, Adrianichthyidae. Gene Ontology annotation, cellular component: plasma membrane. The transcript has 13 exons. Gene Ontology annotation, molecular function: peptide hormone binding; vasoactive intestinal polypeptide receptor activity; G protein-coupled peptide receptor activity.
GGGAAAAGCCGAAAGGAAAAGAAGUACUUCAGUAGUAAAAUAGUAAAUUAUAGUAUAUUACUUUUUUUUAAAGAAACAAGUAGUAUCUUAUACUUUUACAAAGCUACAUGAAAGCGGGAUUAGCGCGCACGCGCGUGCACCCCCCCCCCUCCUCUGUCCCCUCCUCUUUUCUACCGGAGCGCUCCUCGCGCUGCUCACUCGAGCAUAAGCUAGUCUCCGCGCGUCACGCGGGCAGUCUAGCGGACCCCUCGCGCCGGUACACCGCCCGCCGUUCAUGGAUUGUUCCCAGCAAAGCACUUUUAUCUUCCUUCUUUCGAAAGCGUCCAUCAUCCCGGGACACCUUGGUGCUUAACUUUUGCGCGCGAACUUUCCUGCCCCAUGAAAACAUGCGCGUGCUCAGGCUGCCGGCUUCUGGACGCUCGUGGAGGACGCACGCGCUGCUGCAGCUGUUUCUACAGCUGGUUGUGAGGAAGACGGUGGAAGCCAUGCACCCUGACUGUGCUUUGGUGGUGCAGCUGAUGAAGGCUGAGGAAGAAUGUGACCUGAUAAUGAAGCAGGAAGAGAGGAACCACUCUGCUAGGACUGGCUGCCCGACGACUUGGGACAACAUUUGCUGCUGGCAUGGUGUUGAGGUGGGACAGGUGGUCAGCGUCUCGUGUGCCAACGUCUCCCAGCUGUUCAGCAACAAUCAAGGUUACAUUUACAGGAACUGCACUGAGGAGGGAUGGUCUGAGCCCUACCCGCCCUACGAGGAUGCCUGUGAAUUCACGGAAGAUGAAGAUGCAGAACCAGAGACAACAUACUUCUCCAACUUCAAGCAGGUGUACACAGCCGGCUACGCUACCUCCCUCAUCUCUCUUAUAUCAGCUAUUUUUGUCUUCACUGCCUUUAGGAAGUUUCACUGCACCAGGAACUACAUCCACAUUAACCUGUUCUUCUCCUUCAUCCUGAGAGCGAGUGCAGUUUUCAUCAAAGACGCCGUUCUGUUCUCUGAUGAAAACCUGGAUCACUGUUUCAUGUCCACGACAUCCUGUAAGUCCGCUGUGGCCUUCUUCCAGUUCAGCAUCCUGGCCAACUACUUCUGGCUGCUGGUGGAGGGCAUGUACCUGCAGACGCUGCUGGCGCUCACAUUUGUCUUCCAGAAGAAGUACUUCUGGUGGUAUAUACUCAUAGGCUGGGGUCUCCCAACCACCAUCAUAACAGCCUGGAUCCUAACUCGAAACUUCUACGAUAACAGGGGGUGUUGGGAUGACACAGAUGUGGCCUUCAUCUGGUGGAUCAUAAAAGCCCCAAUAACCAUAUCACUGCUGGUAAACUUCUUCAUCUUCAUCAAUGUGAUCCGGAUUCUGGUCCAGAAGCUCCGGUCUCCUGGAGUUGGUGGCAACGACACCAGCCACUUUAAGAGACUGGCCAAAUCCACCCUGCUGCUCAUUCCCCUGUUUGGGAUGCACUACAUGGUGUUCGCCUUCCUGCCAGAAAACACAGGAGCUGAAGCCCGAAUCUUUAUCGAGCUGGGACUGGGAUCCUUCCAGGGGUUUGUUGUGGCGUUGCUGUAUUGUUUCUUGAACGGUGAGGUACAGGCGGAGCUGAAGAAGCGCUUCUGGAAGUGGCAGACUCAGAGUUAUCUCAGCUACAGUAAACGGCGGCGCACAUUAUUCAACGAGAGCAGCACCAUCACUCAGAUAUCUGUGCUGGACAAAUCCAGUCCCAAAGACCAGCUGGCCUCAGAAGCACAGGCACUCACACCGAGCAACGUCUCUACCGUCUAAAUUAAAAUAAAAUAUAUAUAUAUAUCACCUGACAGCAGCUGGUACUCAAGUCCUUUUCUGGGAACCUGAUUGAUCUUUGGACCCGAGCAAGGACUGAACCACAAAGCUUGAAUGUUGAAAGUACCCUAUGCUUCUAUGAAUUUAUUACUAAAACUAUGAGACAACAACUCCCCACACAUGACAACUCAAAGAGCAACUCAAUGACAGAUCAUCGUUGUUUUGUGUGUAAUUCAUUGAAAGUUUGAUUUAAAAAAACAUAAGUUUGUGGUUAAUCUCCUAUAAAUAGUAAUAAAUAUUUGUUCUGACUUCUAUCCCUCUCAUGCUACGUUCACACCGAGCAUGUGACAUGCGUUCAAGAAUACACUUAACACUGGUUCUUGAACACGAUUUGAGCUGUCACUAUCUAAAACCAGAGUAUGUGCCUUCAGUUGGAAGAGGAUUGGUGCAAAAUGUCAAAGCGCUGCAAAUUUAGCAAAUCUUCCUCCAGAAUUUUCUUUUCACAGAUCAAUUCUGAUACAUAAAAGAUCUCCUAUUACUCCAAUCUCUACUUCAAGAUGCAUUUUUAAUUGUUAGAAUUAAUAAGGACGUCAUCCAUGCAUCAAAAAUCGGAGUCCCUGAUUGGUCAAACUUCAGCUGGUUCAACUUUCAGUGUGCAUUCAAUAGCUGCACGUUUUGUGAGAGUUUUGUAAUGUGGAAGUGAUCGAUUGAACGUGUGUCGCCGAGGGCAGUGUGAACGUAGCAUUAGAAUGUGUUUGUGGUGUUAGUUCACAUUUCAUGCUAACAAAUAAAAAGGGAAAAGAUGAGCACAACAAAAACAAAGGUUUUUAGGAUGUUUAAAGACAUUUUAUGAAUGUUAGUAUUGGAAUUUAUUUAAUUGUGAAUACUGGACAAGUUUAUUUUAUCACAAAAACACAACAUGGAACCUAAACAAAAGAUACGUUUUUGUAAUAAUGUUGAGCUACAUGGAAUCAGUGUCCUUGACUUUGACUCCCUAGUCAUAAUCGGCUCCAUUUAUUCAUAGAAACCAAGAAAAAUGUGCUUGAAACCCACUAAAAAGCUGCAGAAAACUUUGGGGAAUGUUAAGGACUUAAAGCUUAGUUGAAUAAAUACUGUUUGACAACAUGAACAAAUCCUUGAAAUUACAGUUUGAAAAAAUGUCCUGGCAUACAUCACAGAUACAGGGCUGUCGUUUAUUACCUUCUAAAACUAACCCUCAAGAGGUGAAAUCUGCCAAGUAGGAAGAUGUUUUAAGGCUGCUUAAGUCCUCACUACACACUUUAUUACCUCUUAUUAGACAGACAUGAGCCUUUUCACACUUUUCUCUCUUGUUUAAACUGAUAAAAGUUCAAACCUUCAUAGAGAAAUAAAUCCAGUAUUUUGGAAUGAAAACAAAGAUCUGAUCACGAUUGAAGGUUUAUGUAGAUCUGGUUAACUGAACCCAUUCAUGACACAGAAGAAAGAUUGCACUAAAAAAAAGUAGCGAGAAACGAGAACUGCGAUUUUGAAGGGGAACAUUUUAAUUUAAAAAGAUCUGUACCAAUGGUUUUAUAUGUGUAUUAUGUAGACUUUAGAUUUAGAAAUGCCUUAGGAUCGGAAUAUUCUCUUUUUUUUCCUGACAACAAAUAAGCCAAUCUGCUCUUUUAAGAAGUCCACCCAACCCAAUUGGUUUUAUUGCUGGUAUGUAGGCAUAUCUGUGCAGGUUUUAUAGGAGCUCCUCAGCUUGUUGAUGGACCACAUAGAUUGACAGAGAAAUAUAGAUAUAGUUUAAGUAAAAAUAAACAUAAAAAAACAUUUUUGAUAAGCAACCCUUGGUGUCAGACUUGUAAGAACAAGACUGGCAUUAGACCCUCUGAUUCUUUGGUAUCUUAAUGAAAGUAAAAAACAAUUUGACAUUUUUCAUGGAGUUGUAACUUUUGUUGAAAAAUGAGAAUUGUAAAAAAAUAUAUAUAUACACAAAAAAAUAUUUCAGAGAGUGGAACUUCGCCCAUAAAGGCAAAUGUCUUUGGUUAUUCUAUUUAGAUUGUUUUAAACUUUUCAGCUUCAUCGUGAUAGCCAUGCUUCAACCAACCAAAUGGAUGAAAACUUUGUGAUCAGUCCAAUCAUUUUUCAAAAUGCCUUAUUCAUUGGUGGUAGAUCUAUGUGCGCAUUUGCGACCCUGUGGUCCACCGUGACAUAUCUUGGUUGGUAUAGGCUCCAGCAACCUCAAUGAUCUUAUAUAGGAUAAAGUGAGUGUAAGAAAUGGAUGAAUGAAAGGCUUUACUUUAACUUGGAUAAAAAAUAGAACUUUAGUUUUCCAUAUCAAAAGUCAGUUUUCAUUUUUUAACUUUAUUUAACCCGACAGAAGUUGGAUUGCAGGAAUAAGUUCCUCAUGUAAACCAAAUUGGUCAUGUUUUCUUUAAUCUUUAUCACAUAGAAAGCUGCACAAUGAGUUAAAGUUAGGAUGUUACCACAGCAGUUUUCUCUUCAUUUGUUCUUAUUUUAUGCAAGAUCUUGUUUUGGAUGUAUGAUUUGAAUCAGUCAUUGAUAGUGUUGCCAAAAUUCAUCUGAGUGAAAUGAAGAAUUGUCUCAAAACAGAAAAACCUAAAACAUUUUUAUUCCUUUUUUAAGUUAUAGCUUUUAUGGUCUUUAUCAUCUUUCCUCACACGAAUUUGAAAACCUUUGAUUUCUCUGUGUGUUUUUUCUAAAUGUUCAUGUCCACUGGACACCAAAGAUGUUAGGUUAGACCGGGGGUCUACAACCUGCGGCUCCAGAGUCACAUGUGCUUCUUUGACUCCUUCAUUGUGGCUCUCUGGUUUAUAAAUAUUGAAAAAAACUACCAGAACUAAGGCACACCAGAUUAAAUAGUGGAUUUUCUAUUUUUGAAUACAUUCAAGGAUUUUAAGCCGUUUAAAAAAAUACACAAAUUUCUGACUGAGAAGCACCACAAAUAGUGAAAUAAACUUUUUCAUCCCUGUUUAGUCAUGUACUUCUACAUUAGCUGCAUUUAGACGAUCCUGUGUGACACAGGGUGUCUUUUAUUUUGAAAGGGAGUCAUAUAAACCUCUGUUGAAAGUAGUAGUAUUUAGUAAUAGUAUUUUCUCUUUAUGUGUAUGUCUUAUUUAUGCCAAAAAAACAACAGUUUAUUCAUUUAUAUGAAAAAAGUAACAUUAACAUGGAUGCAAAUCAGUGUGUUUAGUUUUCUAAAGGGCGAGGUCAGACUUUGUGGCUCCUCCUGGGUUGUGGUCAGUAAGAAAUCCCCUCCAAUGGCGCUGUAAGUGUCAAAGGUUGCAGACCCCUGGGUUAGGCUUUGCUCAUGUCAUAUAAGAACAAAUCUCCUGUUCUAUAAUCUGUUUUUAGUUUGUAUUUUCUUUUCUUUUCCUAAUAAACUGAAGAAGAUGAGCAGAAUUAAAGCUAAUUAACCCUUUAACACCAGAGCUUUAGCUCCAGUAUUAACAUACUCUGGACUCUUAAACCACAUUUCCAGUAGAUUCUGAGAAAAGUAGCCUUACAUUGAUAUGCAACACUUAACAGCAGUAAAGUGUUUAUCCGAUCAAUGUAAAUCAGCUGAUUUUAUUGUGGAGAAAACAGCUUUGCUCCAUUAGGCAACACUUUACGUUAGCAAUGUGUUGCAUAACGGCACAAAGCUGAUAGGAAAAGCCGCUUUAGAAUCAGCUGAAGUUAACAGCGUCAACUGUCAAUGGUUUGUGUUAAUUAGAUCUCAUGAGCCAGUUGUUCCAUUUUUGCAGGAAUGCAAGAGCUGCCAAAUGAUGUGCUUUUUACAUCUCCCAGUAUUUGGCAAAUCAUUAUUUAAUUUGGUUCCUCUUUAUCUUACGGUUUGUUAAUCCUUAUCUGUGUGUGACGUCAGUGUUGUAAUACUAACGCAGAGCCAUCUGGUUUGUUGGCAUUCCUGUGUGAUCGCGUUACAUCGGAGCUCAUGGGAAACUGCCCGUUUUGUUAUCAGUGGUUCUGCCUGCAACAUCUUGCACAGCGCAUUAGCGCACAUCUGGAGCACUAGACUGUAAAAGCUAUUUAAUCAUCAGAUUAUUUCGUUGUUAGUGUGAAUGUAAGUCGACAUGAACCAGCGUUUUUUGUAGUUUUAGAAUAAAGUCAAAUGUUGGUGUAGAAAUCUUGAAACUUGCCUAGUACGUGUUUAAACGCCACAUAUUUUUGUAGAGUAAAAUGGCUGUUUACUUUUUGUAUGAUAACACGAUGGAGGGAGUUGUAGUAAAACUGGUCAGUUUACAGGAUUUAAAUGAUGGAUGCAGUUGUGUGUUGAUGCUGUGGUCACCUGUGUUUUGGUAUUUUCAUUUCAUCGAUUUUGCAUGCAUGUACAGCGUGUACUAAAUAUGUACAGGUGUAUAGAACAAGUAUCCAAUUAUUACUCAGCUUUGGAUCACUGCAGUGCCUUUUUACAAAACAGGACAUGUCAGUGUUUAUUUACCAUUUGUGUGAGUCACAUUUACAGUCAUUAACUGUGUUCACAUGUACAUCAAUAUUCCAAAACCUGUUCUGAAAAAGUUGGUUUUAAGAAAAAGAAACUGCAAUAUGAUAGUUAUUAAAUAUGUAAAAAGUCAGCUUUUUGUGGAAUCACCCUAUUUAUGAUAUAACACCCUCUAGAGGAGCCACAUUGUCUUGCUAUGUUUGACUCUGUGACAAAAUGUGCUAAGUGAACCUCAUGCUUCAUUUUUUUAAUGUUCAAACAGUGUACACCUUCAUUUUUAACCCUCAUGGAGGAGCCGAUCAUACUCCCUUUUCAUAUAACUGUGUAAAGAGACUUCCGGUUUAUCCAAACAUUUUGCUCAACACAUGGAAUUGUAAAACCAUCACAGCUAAGUUGGAUUUUGUUAUAAAACAGCUUUACUUAAUAAAAAAAAAAAAGUUGUGAAUUUGUUCGUGUGGUCAUAAUGUCUGUUGUUGCAGAUAUGCGACAAACCCUUUUGGUUCUCCUGGUAAUUUCACCCUGGAGAGUCUAGUCAAAAGUUUUUAAAAAGCUGACGAGUAACUAUAAAAGUGUCAAAAACACAGAGCUCCCUGAUGUUUUCAAUCUGUUCUUUUACUUAAGAAUUUUUAAUACAAGAUGAUCAAACAAGCUGUUCAAAUGUUCUAUUAAGACAUCACUGUAUUUGGAAUAAGAUUGGAAUAUUAAUGUAUGUGUAAAUGUAGUUUUUGUGGAAUAAUAAAGCUUAAUUUAUACAGCUGUGAUGGUCCACCACAGAUUUUUGUUCCAUUGUAUAUUCCAAAUUUAUCUGCUGAUUUUGUUUUGCAAAGUUUAUAUGUUGUAGAUUUUGUAUUAUAGAUUUUUAGCCCUUUAAUAAUAAUUCUGUGUGAACUGUAAGUGUUUGUCUUUGUAAUAAUUAGUGUCACCAACAGACUCCUGUGUAUUUCAUGAAUGGGACACAUGUGUAUUGAUUGUUUGAUUCUUUAAAUGAUUGGUUGAUUUUUUUGAUUGAUUGAUUGGUUGGUUGAAUAAUUAGUUGGUUUAUUGGUUGGUUGAAUGGUUGAUUUAUUUCAAAUUCAAAAUAGAAUAAUUACCAGUAAAUACAUAUGAUCAAAAAGAAAGUGAUAAAGUGAUUAAAAAAACUAUGAAGAUGAAAAACUGUAAUAGUUUUUAUCUCCAGUAUUAUCAUAUUUUAUGCAUAUAUUCAAACAUAUUUAAAAAAAAUAACAUAAACACUAAAGAAAAAAAACAAAAAAAAACCAUCAAGGUACCAAAAGAACCUCACAAACAUAAUUUUACAGAAGGACAUUAGCAGUUUUAAUGUUUUAUCUCAAACUAAAAUCCAAGCAGUGUUUUUUUUCUUGAAGGAUUUUACAUGAUCAAAACUGCAGCACUCCAAGAUUUUAAUGUUUACAUCACGAGCUGGGAAGUAAAAUUGCAUUAAAUUAGAAGGGAAAUUAAUCAAGUAUUGGCCAACAAAUAAUUAAAGAAAACCCCAUAAAAAGAACUGAACUAGAAUAAGAGUCAACAUUUAAAGUCAAAUUAUGCACAGAUUCACAAAAAAGACACAAGUAUCUGAUAAAAUAUGUAUUAUUAAGAAAAAA